AUGCGUUAUCAUAUUUUUCGCGGUCCGUGCGUUCGAUGUUUUGUUGUUUUGUUUUGUUUUUUGACUAAUAUUAUUAUGAGCGGAUUAUUUAUUCCUUCGCCACCGCCACCGCCACCACUACUACUACUACUACCCUCAAAAUUCUUUAAUAUCUGCUUAGUGUUUUGCGAUUGCGCAGUCAAAAUAAGGAAGUCACUGCAGUGGCAAGGAAUGGGUGUGUGUGGGGUACCUUUCAUGAUUGAAAAAGAAAAAAAAAGAAUAAAGGAGGAAGAGAAGGAGUGGAUUAUGUCUUACGAUAUAUUUAGUACCUGUACUUAUUCAUUUGCUUAUUUUUUUAUUUAUUUGAAUUCUCAUUCUCACAUUCUCCCGUUUUGUGUUUUUUUUUUUUGGCCUUGUAUUCGAUUGGUUGGUUGCGCGUCAUUACCGCUAUUACAUUGCACGUUUCCGUUGGUACUGCAACUUUGGUUGGUUGAACCAUACGACACGAAGCAAUAA
Messenger RNA from Trypanosoma brucei brucei TREU927, 495 nucleotides. RefSeq lists its product as hypothetical. The coding region runs from base 1 to 495 and encodes 164 amino acids. NCBI's taxonomy places the organism in Eukaryota, Euglenozoa, Kinetoplastea, Trypanosomatida, Trypanosomatidae. The transcript has a single exon. The record is from RefSeq and is a predicted model, not a curated record.